AUGGAGAGUGAGGAUGAAUUAGAUGUGGUGGCAGGUGCAGUGAUGACUGUUGAGAAGAAGUUGAGUGUAGAGGGAAGCAGUGUGGCGAGGAAGCCCACCACCACGCACCCUCCCCAGCCCACCACGGACCCUCCCCAGCCCACCACCACGCACCCUCCCCAGCCCACCACGCACCCUCCCCAGCCCACCACGCACCCUCCCCAGCCCACCACCACGCACCCUCCCCAGCCCACCACCACGCACCCUCCCCAGCCCACCACGCACCCUCCCCAGCCCACCACACACCCUCCCCAGCCCACCACCACACACCCUCCCCAGCCCACCACCACGCACCCUCCCCAGCCCCCCACGCACCCUCCCCAGCCCACCACGCACCCUCCCCAGCCCACCACCACGCACCCUCCCCAGGCCACCACCACGCACCCUCCCCAGCCCACCACCACGCACCCUCCCCAGCCCACAACGCACCCUUCCCAGCCCACCACGCACCCUCCCCAGCCCACCACGCACCCUCCCCAGCCCACCACCAUGCACGCACCCUCCCCAGCCCACCACCAUGCACGCACCCUCCCCAAACCACCACCACGCACGCACCCUCCCCAGCCCACCACGCACCCUCCCCAGCCCACCACCACGCACCCUCCCCAGCCCACCACCACACACCCUCCACAGCCCACCACGCACCCUCCCCAGCCCACCACCACGCACCCUCCCCAGCCCACCACGCACCCUCCCCAGCCCACCACCGCGCACCCUCCCCAGCCCACCACCACGCAAACUCCCCAGCCCACCACGCACCCUCCCCAGCCCACCACCACGCACCCUCCCCAGCCCACCAUGCACCCUCCCCAGCCCACCACCACGCACCCUCCCCAGCCCACCACGCACCCACCCCAGCCCACCAACACGCACUCUCCCCAGCCCACCACGCACCCUCCCCAGCCCACCACCACGCACCCUCCCCAGCCCACCACCACGCACCCUCCCCAGCCCAUCACCACGCAGCCUCCCCAGCCCACCACGCACCUUCCCCAGCCCACCACCACGCACGCACGCACCCUCCCCAGCCCAACACCACGCACCCUCCCCAGCCCACCACGCACCCUCCCCAGCCCACCACCACGCACCCUCCCCAGCCCACCACCACGCACCCUCCCCAGCCCACCACGCACCCUCCCCAGCCCACCACACACCCUCCCCAGCCCACCACCACGCACCCUCCCCAGCCCACCACCACGCACCCUCCCCAGCCCACCACCACGCACCCUCCCCAGCCCACCACCACGCACCCUCCCCAGCCCACCACCACGCACCCUCCCCAGCCCACCACGCACCCUCCCCAGCCCACCACGCACCCUCCCCAGCCCACCACCACGCACCUCCCCCAGCCCACCACGCACCCUCCCCAGCCCACCACCACGCACCCUCCCCAGCCCACCACGCACCCUCCCCAGCCCAUCACGCACCCUCCCCAGCCCACCACGCACCCUCCCCAGCCCACCACGCACCCUCCCCAGCCCACCACGCACCCUCCCCAGCCCACCACCACGCACCCUCCCCAGCCCACCACAGUUGCUCCCCAUUCUAAUUAAAAGCCCUUCUUAA
Coregonus clupeaformis (lake whitefish) is the source of this 1605-nucleotide messenger RNA. Its product is annotated as extensin-like. The record is from RefSeq and is a predicted model, not a curated record. Bases 1 to 1605 code for a protein of 534 amino acids. NCBI's taxonomy places the organism in Eukaryota, Metazoa, Chordata, Actinopteri, Salmoniformes, Salmonidae. The transcript is spliced from 2 exons.